Closterium sp. NIES-65 is the source of this 462-nucleotide messenger RNA. Lineage: Eukaryota; Viridiplantae; Streptophyta; Zygnematophyceae; Desmidiales; Closteriaceae. The record is from the annotation of a GenBank genome assembly.
AUGCAGACCCCAGUUCGGUCGGUGCGGCGUCUGCCCCUAGCGGGAGACACCGCUCUGGCAAGGGCAAGGGGGGCAAGGGCGCGGGUGGAAGCUAGCAAGGGUGGUGGAGGUGGCGGUGGAGGCGGCGGAGGGAGUGGGGGUGGCGGUGGGAGUGGUGGCGGGGGUGGCGGUUUUGGUGGCAGCAGUGGCGGCGGAGGCGGCGGAGGCGGUAGCGGUGGGAGCGGAGGUGGCGGUGGUGGCGGGGGUGGCGGCGGCGGUGGUGGAGGAGGUGGAGCUGGCCGGGGUGGUGCUUCGCAGCGGAGCGGCUCCGGUGGUGGUCAGCGCCAGCAGCAGCAGCAGCAGCAGCGUUCUCGGGACAUCCCCCCUCCUCAGCAGCUCCGUGAGUGGUACACGCAGCGUCAGCGUGGUGGGGGUUUUGGUCCGUGCACCUACGCCCUUCGCUCCGGCGACCCGCGCGGGUGA